Diatraea saccharalis (sugarcane borer) is the source of this 3378-nucleotide messenger RNA. The record is from the annotation of a GenBank genome assembly. NCBI's taxonomy places the organism in Eukaryota, Metazoa, Arthropoda, Insecta, Lepidoptera, Crambidae.
GAAAUCUGUGGAAGCGUGAGCGCGAUGGGUGAUAUUGCUGGCGAAGAUAUCAAAAACUUAAAUAUUAACGAAAAGGCAGGGUUAUAAACAGAUUAUUUCGUUUCAAAUAUUCAUAAUAAUUAUUGUAUGAGUGAUGUUAAAACUGGUGAACGUCCGUGGUGGCUGCGUGCUCUACUGCAAUAGGGCCUUUGCCACAUGGUCCAAGACUAAAGCAAUGAAAGAAAAAAAGAAGAAAAAUGAGGAUUCUUCAGGAGUAACAGAAAUGAAUCCAUGGCCUGAAUAUAUUCAGAAGCGUAUCAUUCUAUGGGAUAAAUACAAAUCACAAUAUACUGAGAAGUUGGCAUCAUUACCAGAAAUGAGUAUUGUAGUAACACUUCCUGAUGGCAAAACAGUUGAAGCUAGUGCCUGGAAAACUACGCCCUAUGAUGUGGCCAAAGGAAUUAGCCAAGGUCUGGCGGAUUCCACGAUCAUAGCACGCGUCAAUAACGAACUGUGGGACUUGGACCGACCGCUGGAAGCAGAUUGCAAGCUAGAACUCCUGCGUUGGGAUAACACCGAUGCUCAGGCUGUAUUCUGGCACUCCUCAGCUCAUAUGCUUGGUGAAGCUAUGGAAAGGGUGUAUGGAGGAUGUUUAUGCUAUGGCCCACCUAUAGAAGAAGGUUUUUACUAUGACAUGUAUUAUCCUGAGAAAGGAAUAUCCACCACGGAUUAUCCUGUUCUGGAGAACUUAGUUAAAAAAAUAGCAAAGGAAAAGCAGCCAUUUGAACGAUUGGAGCUAACUAAAGAACAACUGCUUGAAAUGUUUGACUACAAUCCUUUCAAAGUGCGCAUUCUCAAAGAAAAAGUUAACACUCCCACUACUACCGUCUACAGAUGUGGACCACUCAUAGAUCUGUGCAGAGGACCUCACGUGAGGCACACGGGAAAAGUGAAGGCUUUAAAAGUCACUAAGAGUUCUUCAACAUACUGGGAGGGUAAGGCGGACGCGGAGAGCUUACAGCGGGUAUACGGGGUUUCUUUCCCUGAACCCAAGCAGCUUAAGGAGUGGGAACUUAUACAGGAGGAAGCAGCCAAGAGGGAUCAUAGGAAGAUAGGCAGGGAGCAAGAGUUGUUCUUCUUCCACGAGUUGUCUCCUGGCUCCUGCUUCUUCCAGCCACGCGGCGCCCACAUAUACAAUACCCUAGUCAACUUUAUUAGAGAGCAGUACAGGGUUCGCGGCUUCCAGGAGGUAGUGACUCCAAACAUGUAUAACUCCAAGUUAUGGCAGAUGUCUGGCCAUUGGGCUCACUAUGCAGACAAUAUGUUCAGCUUUGAUGUUGAGAAGGAGACCUUCGCACUUAAACCGAUGAACUGUCCGGGACACUGCGUGAUGUUCGACCACCGCAGCCGGUCGUGGCGCGAGCUGCCGCUGCGUCUGGCGGACUUCGGCGUGCUGCACCGCAACGAGCUCAGCGGCGCGCUCUCCGGCCUCACGCGCGUGCGCCGCUUCCAGCAGGACGACGCGCAUAUAUUCUGCACCCCGCAACAGAUACACGCCGAGAUGAUGGGUUGUCUACAGUUCCUAGAGUGCGUGUACUCGACCUUCGGGUUCACGUUCCAACUGAAGCUGUCUACUCGACCAGAGAAAUACCUCGGGGAUCUGGACACCUGGAACCAAGCGGAGAAGGCGCUUCAAGAAUCUCUGAACGAGUUCGGUCGUCCGUGGCAACUGAACCCCGGUGAUGGUGCUUUUUACGGCCCCAAGAUCGACAUCACCAUACAGGACGCUCUGCGACGCAACCAUCAGUGCGCCACCAUACAGCUGGAUUUCCAGCUGCCCGAGCGGUUCAACCUUACCUAUGUUAGCGAAAGCGGUGACCGGAAGCGUCCUGUUAUAAUCCACCGCGCGGUUUUGGGCUCAGUGGAGCGGAUGGUGGCGGUGCUCACCGAGUCGUACGCGGGCAAGUGGCCGCUGUGGCUCUCACCGCGGCAAGUCUGCAUAGUGCCCGUUGCUCCCAACAACGAUACAUACGCCCUUACGGUGCGGGAUCAGUUGUACGCGGCGGGAUUCAUGUGCGAGGCGGACACGGACGCGGGCGAUACGCUCAACAAGAAAGUACGCAACGCACAACUAGCGCAAUUUAACUAUAUACUGGUGGUCGGUGAGCGGGAGAUGAGUUCUGGUACAGUGAAUGUCCGCACACGUGACAACAAAGUCCACGGCGAGAUGUCCAUACAGGGACUGAUCGAUCAUCUCAACAAGCAAGUCAAAGAAAAGACCCUCUCUGAAGAUAGUCAGUUACUCAAGUAGUACUUAAAACGUGACAUUUUCUUAACAGGACGCGGCAACAUGAUUUUUACCUCGAGAGUAUUAUGAAGCGGACUACCCUUUUUUAAAUACAUAACUAAUACAAUAGUUAUUUAAUAAAUAAAGAAAUAAUAACAAAAAAAGAGGUUGCUUGUAUUUAUAUAAGUUGUUGUAACAUUUUAUUUACAUCAGGUUAUCGGAAUUGUUAUUUAUCCCUUACUUUUUCGCACUUUCGAAUUAUUCACAUUGUUUUUUUAGAUCCAAAAUAUAACGUAGAUAAAGACUCAAAAAUAUAUGACUUGUGAAUUAAUGAAAAUAUAUAAUGAGUUUUAUAUCUUUAAACAUAAGGUUUAAAAUUCAACACAUUAGGUGCCUGCCUCGUCUCACUGGGCAAUGACAAAGCGCUAUUUAAAUCAUGCGAAUCUAUGGUCAUUUUUUAUGGUUCGAUAUUAUUACAACUUUAACGAGUCACCAUGUUGUGUGCGUCCUAAUAUACAUAUUGAAUGAAUAUUUGAAAUCUUAUUUAGUUUUCUUUGAAGUAGUAAUUUAUUUUCUUUAGUGACUUUUCCAAUCUACAAGAUGAAAAUUUUCUUGCAUUUGAAUGUAAUUUUAAGAUUCAAAUUAAGGCAUUUAUUUGAUGCUUUUUAUUAUUUAAGUCGCCUAAUGUGAAAUUGGAUUCUGGACCAAGAGCUUCUUUAGAAGAGUAGUAUUAUCGAUGAAUUUUGUACAGUUGACAGCACGUCAGAUUACUAAAGAAAGUCGAUUUCACGCAUAGAUUUAGGCCUUAGUGUGUUGUUAGUUAACUUCAAAAUUGAUUGCAGAAAAUUGACUUUUUGUUGUAAUCCUGAUGUUUGUUGCGAUGCUGUGUGUAAACGAAACCUUGUAUUGUUCCUGUUCAACCACUUAUAACCAAUAUUUAUUCUUUUAAAGAUAAAAUUAAAGUUAUGAAACUAAAAGACAGACUUUUACAAAAACAAACCUUAAAGGUUUUUACAAAAAGUAUUUUAUUUCAACUAUUGUUGCAGGGAUAUUUUUUAAAUUUUAUUUAUAACAUGUAGACUGUUUUGGGUUCUCUAAAUAAAUGUCUAUUC